GCCCGCCCCUCCUCCCCAGCCACCUGCUGUUUCUGCCCUGGAGAACCUGGUGGGCGGCAGGAGGGAGGAGCCGCGUGACCUUACCCCUUCACCCCAAAAGGCGAGGGGCCCCGUACCCCCCUGGAGUCCCCCAGGUCCCCCGUCCCACCUGCCUCUGAUUUUUCUCUGCCCUUCACCUCCCUCUCUGUCCUUCACAUCCUUCCUGUCUCCGUCCCUCUCUGACUUCCCAUCUCUUCCUUCCUGAGCCCCCCGGCUGGGCCUGGGCGGGCGUGGGUGGGAAGGGGUCCGAGGUCGUCGGGGAGGAAAAUGGGGGAGGCGCUCCUGACCAAGUCUCCCCACCUCCCUCUGGCUGGCCAUUGCCAUAGCAACUAGGGUGCACUGGGCUCCAGAGAGAAGACAAAGGUUGGGUGGGCCAGGACCUCUUGGGGAGGGCAAGGGUCUGAGGUUCUUCCAGAGGAAUCGACCCUCCCACUGCGGUGCCCCCCUUUCCUCCCAUUUACCCCAAAGCCAUUAUGCCCAUCCUUCCUGCCUCCACUCUGUUUGGGGUUGCACCUGCUUUCCUCUGAGCUCCCUCCCAGGGGCUUACUGAAGCUCAGCGUUCAGCGUCAUGAAAUUCAGAACUACCCUCCCUCCCGUGAGAAGGAAAGUGAGGCCGGGGCAGGGAGGAGAGACUCAGUGUCUACCGGUGGGAAGCAGCACCUUAGCACAUUGAGCUUCUCUUCCCAGCCUCUCCAUUCCCUGUUGCCUCUCUCCCUCCCUCCCCCCCUCCCUCCUCCAGUCUCCUCUCCAGGGGUCUCUGGGCUUUUCCUUCUAUUUUCAGAUACUAUCACUUUGCCCCCUCCUUCUUUCCCUCCUGCUGAAACUCUCCUCCUUCCCCCUAGUCCCCCCUCUUUCCAUUUCUGGAUGCUUCUGAUGUCAGCGGUUUCCCCGCCUUCAGGUUCCCUAGGCCCCCCUUGGUCCCGGCCUCUUUUCUCCCAUCUUCCCAGACUCCUGGUGAGCAGGAGGGUGAUCAUGCAGACGUGGAGAAAUGGGGCUGAGCACCAAGACCAUGGGCCCGGGAGCCUGGAAGGUUGGGGGGGGGGACUGUAAUACCAUAUCCCGGCUUACCGUGAACCCUCAGGAAGAAACAAGUCAUGCACCUGCCAUCAGCAGCUCUGAAGAGAGACUCUGGGCAGGAAGAUAGUGGUUGAGUGGUACUGAGCAGGGGGUAUGAGAAGAAGGAACCAGAGAGUGCCAGAGGGAGGGAAAGGGGCUGAAAAGGGGUGGGAGACAGGAGGUCCGAACACCUUCUUUUCUGGAGGUCUGGAAACAGGGUUCUUAUCUGUGUGGGGUGGUUGAACCGCUAUCUGAUUUAAGACAGGAGAGUGACCCCUAGCAAUCAGGCAUUUCUUUGGUUGCAUGAGAAGGGGAGCACAAGAAGCCAGUUGGGGACCAGCCUAGGCCUUAUCUUCGCCCUCCCCCCUUCCACAUCUCAUCUCUCCCUUGCAGUUUGUGCAGGUGGCUGAGCCUCACCCCCACACCCCUUGGGGGCAUCCAGAAGAUCCCCGACUGGUCAAGAACCAGAGGAAGAAGAGAUCUGCAAGUCUGGGCAUGGGGGCCAGAGCUCCCCAGCCAACCGCAUAGUUGGCAAAGCAGCCAGCUUGCCUCCCCGGUCAACUACAGGGAGGGUCCCACUCAGUAUGGAGGUUGAGGACCACCUCUGCUGAGCCCCAGUCUCUUCCCCUGCCCUCCACAGCUGACCUUAGCUGGGUCAGUUAUGCAAUGCUGAGCAUUAGGGUGGGCCGAGGGGCUGCCUGCCUCACUACAGGGCAAGGACUGUGGGCAUCAUGGCGGUGUGUGUGAGUGGGGCUCCUGGGUGAGACCUCGCCCCCACCCCCAGGAGUUCAAAGGGGGUGGGGGGCUGAGAACAGGAUGGCUCGGGCCGGGGCCGGGGCAGAAGAAGCCUCGCUGCGCUCAAACGCGCUGUCCUGGCUGGCCUGUGGGCUCCUGGCCCUGCUGGCCAACGCCUGGAUAAUCCUCAGCAUCUCUGCCAAGCAGCAGAAGCACAAGCCACUGGAGUUGCUGCUCUGCUUCCUGGCGGGCACACACAUACUCAUGGCGGCCGUGCCCCUCACCACCUUCGCUGUGGUGCAGCUCCGGCGCCAGGCUUCCUCUGACUAUGACUGGAAUGAGAGCAUCUGCAAGGUCUUUGUGUCCACCUACUACACACUGGCCCUGGCCACCUGCUUCACAGUUGCCUCACUCUCCUACCAUCGCAUGUGGAUGGUGCGUUGGCCUGUCAACUACCGCCUCAGCAAUGCCAAGAAGCAGGCGCUGCAUGCUGUCAUGGGCAUCUGGAUGGUCAGCUUCAUCCUCUCCACACUGCCCUCCAUUGGCUGGCACAACAACGGUGAGCGCUACUACGCCCGAGGCUGCCAGUUCAUAGUCUCCAAGAUUGGCCUCGGCUUUGGCGUCUGCUUCAGCCUCUUGCUACUUGGGGGCAUUGUCAUGGGGUUGGUCUGUGUGGCCAUUACCUUCUACCAGACGCUGUGGGCCAGGCCCCGGAGGGCAAGGCAGGCCCGGAGAGCAGGGGGUGUUGGUGGGGCCAAGGGCAGUGGGCCAGGGGGCUUGGGUACACGGCCAGCCUUUGAGGUGCCAGCCAUUGUGGUGGAAGAUGCCCAAGGGAAGCGGCGGUCCUCGCUGGAUGGCUCCGAAUCGGCCAAGACAUCCCUGCAGGUCACCAACUUGGUCAGCGCCAUCGUCUUUCUCUAUGACUCACUCACAGGGGUGCCCAUCCUGGUGGUGAGCUUCUUCUCGCUGAAGUCGGACUCGGCUCCCCCGUGGAUGGUGCUGGCCGUGCUGUGGUGCUCCAUGGCACAGACGCUGCUGCUGCCCUCCUUCAUCUGGUCCUGCGAGCGCUACCGCGCGGACGUGCGCACGGUGUGGGAGCAGUGCGUGGCUAUCAUGUCCGAGGAGGAUGGCGAAGACGAUGGGGGCUGUGAUGACUACGCAGAUGGCCGAGUGUGCAAAGUUAGAUUUGAUGCUAAUGGGGCCACAGGACCAGGGGACCCCACCCAGGUGAAGUUGCUGCCUGGGAGGCACAUGCUCUUUCCCCCUCUUGAGAGGGUCCACUACUUACAGGUCCCUCUGUCCCGCCGUCUGUCCCACGACGAGACCAAUAUCUUCUCUACUCCUCGGGCACCAGGGUCCUUCCUGCACAAGUGGUCAUCCUCUGAUGACAUCCGGAUCCUCCCAGCGCACAGCCAGGCUCUGGGAGGCCCUCCUGCGUACCUGGGACACAGACAAAGGCUAGAGGAUGAGGAGGAGGAGGAGGCUGAAGGUGGAGGGCUAGCCAGCCUUCGACAAUUCCUGGAGGGUGGCAUUCUGGGAUCAGGUGGGGGACACCCACAGGGGCCUGGCUUCUUCCGGGAGGAGAUCACCACCUUCAUUGACGAGACACCUCUGCCUUCUCCAACUGCCUCUCCGCCCUGGCCUAGGCCACUGGGCCUCUCACCCCGCCGACUCUCCCUUGGGUCCCCUGAUAAUAGAGCCAUUGGACUUCCCUUGGGGCUGAGUGCGGGGAGACGCUGCUCCCUGACAGGAGGUGAGGAGAGUGCAAGAGCUUGGGGAGGCUCCUGGGGUCCAGGUAACCCCAUCUUCCCCCAGCUGACCCUGUGAGCCCAAGUGGGCCUGUUGGACUCAGAGGAGGGGGCCUGGGUAGGUAACGCCUCCUUCUGGCCCUGAGCUUAGGGCAGCUGCCUCCAGACUCUAGGGAGAUGGGCACUGGAUCUGGGGUCCUGGGGCCCCUGCUUUCUCCCAUCCAAGUAACCAGAUGCCCUACUCACCUUCUAUCACCCUUAGUAAAAUGUAUUAAAGUCUGAAGUGUUACCAUGGAAA
Messenger RNA from Myotis brandtii (Brandt's bat), 3876 nucleotides. RefSeq names its product G protein-coupled receptor 162 (gene GPR162). Bases 1912 to 3657 code for a protein of 581 amino acids. The transcript is spliced from 4 exons. The record is from RefSeq and is a predicted model, not a curated record. Gene Ontology annotation, cellular component: membrane. Gene Ontology annotation, biological process: G protein-coupled receptor signaling pathway. Lineage: Eukaryota; Metazoa; Chordata; Mammalia; Chiroptera; Vespertilionidae. Gene Ontology annotation, molecular function: G protein-coupled receptor activity.